CCAAGUGAUAUGCGACGAUGUCUAUCUCUUGCCAGGCCUAGGACAGAUGGCACAGGAAUUGUGUCUCUUUGCACGGCGGGUAAAUAUUUGGAACACCGAAGUGGAGAUAAUAUGUUGGAGGAAGGAGCACAAAGACCGUCAGAACUUGCCCAGUAAUCCCAGCCAAGUUGCCACGUUCCCCAUCCCCAUUUCCUUCUUAUCCCAUCUCUGGCAAACGAUCGGAAAGUGUGCUGCUUACGGUCCCCGCAUCUGACGAUCUU
Messenger RNA from Hyaloscypha bicolor E, 260 nucleotides. RefSeq lists its product as uncharacterized. The transcript has a single exon. NCBI's taxonomy places the organism in Eukaryota, Fungi, Ascomycota, Leotiomycetes, Helotiales, Hyaloscyphaceae. The record is from RefSeq and is a predicted model, not a curated record. The coding region runs from base 47 to 253 and encodes 68 amino acids.